UUUUAAAUUUUUAAAAAUUAUAGAAAAUAUUUUUAUUUUAAAAAUAUAUAAUAUUAAUAAAAUAUAAUAGAUAUAUUUUAGUAUUUUUAUAAUUCUAUUUUAAAUUUUUUAUUUUUAUUUUUAUUUAUGUAUUUAUAUUGUUUUUAGAAAAAGGAAAAAAAAUAUCCUCCCACAACCGCCCGCAACCGCAAACGUUAGCUGGAACCAACUUUUAAAUUUAUGAGGUUUGGAGCGGUUUGGAGCGGUUUAAGCGAUUAUUGCAAAACCCCAACAACCGCUACCAACCGCAAAAGCUGCGUUUGCGGGUGGUAGCGGGAAAACUAAGUCUAAAUUAGUGAAUCCUACAUAAGUGUCUUUUAUCCUUCGUUAAAAAUGAUGGUAAAAGUAGUUAGUGUAAAAAAGUGGUAGUAUGAGUGUCCUAUAUAGGGUAAGUCAAAGAUCUUAUUGAAACAGAAUCUCCGAACAUGUAUGAAUCCAUUAGUUCACACAAGAAACAAAAGCCCUAAGUUAGCCGCAGCCUCCAGAAUAUCCAAUACACAAUAAUGUCUAGAAACGUUGAUUGGUCUAAGCUCUGCCCUGAUCUAUUACGAUCAAUCUUCGAAAGCUUGAGCUCUUUGGAUUUUCAUCGAGCCAAAACCGUUUGCUCAAACUGGUACGCCGUUUCAAGAACGUGUCCUCUCUAUCCAUGGCGAAUCGUAUUACAAGGUCAGAACUCUCUUUUGUAUGAUCCCAUUCAAGAUAAAGUCUACCACAAAAACCUUCUUGGAAUCGACUUGUCCGAAGUCCAUUGUCUCGCCAGUUACAGCAACUGGCUUCUACUCGUAAAUCCUUGUCUACAUUUCCAUCUCUUGAAUGUGUUUACUAGCGAAACAAUCAGUGUUCCUUCAUUAGAUUCAUCACUUGGUGAUAGUCCUUAUAGAUUCGUACGAAACGAUCUAUUUGAAUGCUUCCUUGAGCUCUACGGCACCAAGUUUCUUGUGAGUUGGGACGAUUUUAAGUUCUCAAAGACGGCUGUCUUGUGGAUAAACGAGAAAAAUGGAGAUUUCGUCGUCGCAUGGGCUAUCAAACAGUUCUAUAUUUUCUCAUACAAGAAAAUAGCAAAUGAUGGUGAUAAAGGAUGGCGUAUUACAUGCACACAGUGUGAAGACAUGGCUUAUAAAGACAACAAGCUUUAUGUCUACACCUUUGAUCAUUACAUCAACGUUCUUGAUUUCUCUGGAGAUUGUCCUAAAGAUACCAUAGAAGGAAACCAUUAUCUUAAUCAUCCUUUUCCCUUCGUUGAUACGAUAUAUAAGAUGAGGAUUGUUAUAGCAAACUCAGGAGAGGUUCUGAUCGUUCUGAGCUUGAAAGAGUUAAACAGAAAGUUUUGCAUUUGUAAGCUGAAUCUUGAGGUUGGAGAAUGGGAAAGAGUAGAGUCUUUGGGUGAUGAGAUGUUGAUUUUUGGUCAUGGGGUUACAAUAAGAGGACCGGUUAAAGAUAGAGGAAUCAAGAGUGGUUCAAUAUGUUUUCUUGAUGAUGAUCAUUUGUCUGAUAAUUAUCUUGGGACGAGGAGGGAAGCAAGUUCUGGUGUGUUUGAUCUUGCAACAAGAACAAUCACUUGGCAUACAAGAUUAGAUGAUUGGUCUUCCAAGAUUUACUGGUUUGUUCCAGGACAAACUUAGUCUUUAAUUAUCGACUUUACGUGUAACUCAAGUCCAUAUAACUCUCUUUUCUCUUUUUAUCAUCAAGUCUUUGGUUUUAAGGUUUAUCGAAAAUUUGACCUUAAGUAUGUUUUAUUAUGGAUAGUUGUGGCAAUUGGCUCUUUAUUGUUGAUUAUUGUUUAGAUUUGUAGCAUUUGAAUGUGUUACUCGCGAAAGGAUCAACCUUUCAUCGAUAUAGUUAUUGCUUCUUUGUCAAGCUAGCUUCCAAAGUAAAGACCAGUGGGAACGUUUUAGCGAGCGUAGUAGUGUAACCUCUUCUCCAUUAUAUCGGCUUGUGUUCGGUAUGAACGAGAGAAAGAUGUCAAACGGGCCAUCCCGCGUCCAGGUGGCCCAUCCCGCUGCUGUCAUCAAAUUCAAUUGUCCAUGCCCGCCCCGCAUGUUCUUAGCGGUUAAUCUGGCAGCCCGCGGGACAGUGACUAUAACCACUGCAAAGAUCAUCAGUUUAUAUACUUACCCCAUCUUCACAGCUUCUUGGACAGCUGAUUUGCUUGUUCUGAACAGGAGAUUAUGUUGUAGCCUGGAGUUGCAAACAACAUUUCUCAUACGGGAAAGGAGAUGACUAAUGGUGUAAUCUUGAAAGCACACGGUGUAGGUCAACAAGCUUUAUGCGUAUACAUCUGAUUAUUACGUUGAGAUUAUUGAUUUACGUAGAGAUUCCGCUAAUGAGAUCCUGGAUGCGAAACAUGCGUGGAAGAAAUUGUAGCGAUUACUAACACACUAGAUACUCUUGGGGUGACGUGUUGACCAAACAAAAGACUACUACAAGCUUAUGAUCAAACAAAAGACUAUUAUGAAUCUAUAUCAUCAAACAACUUAAUUUAAAAUUUUAUUUUAUUUUAUAAAUUGAUUGUUAAUCGGGAAUCAAGAAAUCAUGUAAGAAUCUUAAGGUCUCUCUCUCUCUUCCAAUCAUGAUAGAAAAAAGGAUCCACUAUUGGCUCGUGGAUGAAGCAA
Brassica napus (rape) is the source of this 2651-nucleotide messenger RNA. RefSeq names its product putative F-box protein At2g33190. The coding region runs from base 543 to 1661 and encodes 372 amino acids. NCBI's taxonomy places the organism in Eukaryota, Viridiplantae, Streptophyta, Magnoliopsida, Brassicales, Brassicaceae. The record is from RefSeq and is a predicted model, not a curated record. Gene Ontology annotation, molecular function: protein binding. The transcript has a single exon.